CGAUGAAUGCUGCUGAGAGGUGAGAUUACCACAAUUUUUGGCAAGUGGCACGCUAGGUGGAUAUAGGACAAGUAAGUAGUUUCCUUUUGUUUAAUGACCAUGAUCAACAUUUGAAAAAUGAGAGCCACGGUUCCAGAGGAUCGUGGAGGAGAGUCUUCUCUCGCGAACAGCGACGACCUUCCAGAGCUUCCACCUUGUGUCGAGUUCGAUAAUGCUUACACUCUAUACUCGAACAAAGCAUCUUCCAAGCGAAGAUCCACGGAGGACGCGCACGCCACCAGUACUACUGCUUCCCGAAGAACAUCCAGAACUUCAACUUCUCAUGAUGGAACAACGCUACUUCCACUUGGUGGAGGGUUUUUUAAGCAGCUAUACUUAGUACGAACGCGUUCGCAAGAGCAAGUCAACGACAAGGACACGAAGCUUGUCUCGUCUAGAAGUGGAGCAAGAGGUGGAGGUCCACCAGCAAAACCGCGAUUGUGUGACCAUCUUCGCGCUUCCACGGUCGAGUCGUCAACAACUUCUCGCGGCGAGAUGAACACUCUUGAUCUAAAGAACGAAAACGCUGUGGCCAAACCAGAUCAACUUCGACUUCUAAGAAUUGUUGGACAAACUUCAUCAACUUCUACUGGAUCUUCUGCAACAGUAGAAUCUAGACGAAAAAGUACAACAAACAUAAAGCAAGAACCAGAUGAGCAGGAAGAAUUUGUAGAAUCGAAGAAACUCCUACGACGGGAAGUGCAAAUCCUUUCCUUGUGUUUUCAUCCAGGCAUUGUGCGUGUUUUUGAGACGUUUGAAACUGAUUCUGACUUCCGAGUAGUGCUCGAAUAUUGCGGUGGUGGCAAUCUCCAUGCCAGAGUUAUGGAGCAGACCUCUACUUCCUACAAUCAUGCUGAGAACGCCCUGGUACCGAUAUUUUUACCUGGCAAGAACAUCAGCACACCGAACAAAAAGAAGAUGAUUCGGGAAUCAUUAGUAGCCGUGUGGAUGCAGCAGCUGUUCGAAGCGGUGCGUUACCUUCAUGCAGUCGAUAUUUGUCACAAGAGUGUGAGAGCCAAGAAUGUGUGGUUCACAGGGAACGAUGUGCUGAAGUUAGCGGGGUUUGGCUUAGCCUCGAUCACCGACAAGAACAACGAAAAUGGAAAUACUGAAGAAGGAAAGCAACUGGACAUGCGGGAUUUAGGAGAAGUGUUGUUCUUCUGCCUGCAUGGAGAAACAACCACGAUGGUACAGAAGUCAGAGCGUAGUAAAGAAAGGGUUUUGAGUCGUCCGGUGCAAGAAUUGUUGCGUGCCUUGUGCUCACCGAAGGACGAGAAAGUUAGUGGAGUAAGGCGUAUUUCCGCAGCCACAGCUUGCGCUCACUCUUGGUUUACUGUUGCAGCGACUGGCGUUUGUGAUUCACUUGAUGGUACUGUUGUAAGACAGCAAGAUGAAGAUUCUACGGGUCGACGUGGUUCGACGACUGCAGAAAGGAGCACAACUACAACAAAACUGCACGCAAGCGCAAGAUCAACUUCUGCAGAAAAUCACUCUGCUUCUAGAAAAGAAAGUGCUACUCCACUGCAAGAUCCUCCACAACCUCCAGACACAAACACAAGCCAGCCUCUCUUGACAGGCGAAGACGUAGAACAACUAUUGUCCCGCACUCUUGAGACUACGCUUGACGGCGUCCGUCGCGUGUCAAAUUUCCUUGGCACUACUUUUGAAGACGGCUCUAAGAAAAUUGCAGCCUUAGUCGAAGAAAAUGUACCGGCGCCAUCUGUAAUUGUUGAGAACCUGGAUGUUGAAAAGGCGCAGACUUGUGGCAUCUGCUACCAAGAGCUGCGGCCUCCUGCAUCUGGUGCUCCUGGGACAGCAACCAUGAUGGCAGGGUUCUUCGACAGUACCAUUAAAGCACAACCGCACCAGCCGAAUAAAGCAUCAUCAUCUUCAUCUUCUAGCCCUAGCACAAUAACUGCAAGUGCAACGACUACUCCCGGCAAUUAUAGUACCUCUCCCGACUCGCCGGGAGUUGAUUCUAGUUGGUUGGAUUUCUGUUGUCCUCGUUGCCACUACGUCUGUUGCCGUGUCUGUUUUGGCAAACUCAAAACACCUAGUUGUCCGUACUGCAAAUACUCCGAUUUCAUGGUUGCCCCAUUAGCGGUGGCAAAAACAGUAGGCCAAGUUCCGGAACUGAGAUCAAGGUUGAGUCGAGGAGUACAGGACUUAGGGCAAGUCUUUUGCGAGAGCGCUGAUUGGUUCGAGUCCGAAAUUGGGGCACCGGAUUUGGCACCUCCUGUAGGAGUAAAUCGUCAGCCGCCUCUGAAUGCAGCAGCUGUAGCGACGCAGCCACGACUCCAAGUAACAUCAUCAAACGUCCGUCGUGAGCCAGCAGAACAACCAAAGUGUGAACGAGAGCAACAAGCAAGCACUGGUCGUGAUAGUACAUCAAGUACCUCAUCUACCAGCAGGAAUUUAGUGGUCAGUGGCGGCAGUCUUCGAACAGCCGAGGGUCAAGCCGAUGAAGAUGAGACUAGUAGAACAGUUGUUUGCAUGUGGUGUCAUCGUGCUGCAUGUAGCAACUGGGAUUUCGCUUGCCCUGACUGCUUUGGUGCCAUUUGCCGUUCCUGCUUCACGCAAAUUUCGACCAGGCAGUCUUCAGAUCAAGACCCAAAUUUGACUGGUUUUACUUGUCCUUCCUGCAGAUCGCGUGAGCGCUUCCAGUUCCAGCUAAAGCAGUGGGCUGCAGUGGUUCAACACUCAGCAAGGGCGAGCGCAUGGGGUCGUGCGGUAGCAGAUAACGUGAAAGCGGAAGUUGAGGGUGCAGACUUGUCUGGAUUGGGCAAGGAGUUGGCCUCAUCUAUGUGGGAAGAUGCGAAAGCGCUGGGAUCUUGGCUCUUAGCGGCACCAUCGCAAGAAAGUCGUGGGGGAGUGGAGGAACAAGUUAAUUCAUCAUCUUCAUCUGCAUCUGCUGCACUACAGACACAGGCUCGAAUUAGUCCUCAAGGCGAUGGUUGUACAACCUCUGCAAGAGGAUUACCUACUCGAGGUCGAGAUGGAUUGGCUCCUGCUGACGAGGCUAGUUGUAGUGCAACAAGUACAACAAAUACUGUCUUCGAUGACGACGAGCAACCAUAA
Amoebophrya sp. A25 is the source of this 3117-nucleotide messenger RNA. The record is from the annotation of a GenBank genome assembly. Lineage: Eukaryota; Dinophyceae; Syndiniales; Amoebophryaceae.